This is a messenger RNA of Puma concolor (puma), 666 nucleotides long. The record is from RefSeq and is a predicted model, not a curated record. Lineage: Eukaryota; Metazoa; Chordata; Mammalia; Carnivora; Felidae.
AUGGUCUUGGAGCCUGGAAGGCCUUGUCUAGGAAUCCCCAUGUGCUUUCAGGAAAUCGAGGCCAAGGACAUCACUGGAGCCAACGUUUGCUUUGAGUUUCUGCAGCUGCUGACAACGUGCCGGACCCUGAUGGCACCUGGCAGAGGCUGCUUGGUCCUGGCCAUUCUGCUGGCAAUGGUGGACAUCCGACUUGGUGGGUGCUUGCACAUCCUCAGCUCAUUUUCCCAGGAUGGAAAGCAAUUAAGCUUGAUCUGUACUUUGCGGCAUACAAAAGAAGAGGCUGAGGGUGCUAUAGUGUUUUUGUGCAAGGACAGGUCUUCGGGCUGUUUCCCUGAGACCAGCCUGCGGCAACUGAGACUUCGACGGGAUCCCAGGGAAGAUGGCAUCAGCGAAAGAUCAUCUCAGUUGGUGUUCACCAUAAACCAUGCCACACCAUCGGACAGCGGGACCUACCAGUGUUGUGCCACAAGCCAGAGGCCAGAUAUGCGCCUUCAGGGCCACUUUUUCUCUGUUUUAGUCACAGAGGCAGGGAACUACACAGUCAAAGGAUUGAAGCAAAGAAGACACCUCGAGUUCACUCACAGUAAAGGCACUCCCAGUUCAGGCUUCCUGCAAAAGGUCUGGGUGAUGCUGGCCACUAGCCUGCUGGCCCUUCAAGCUUUGUAA